Molecule: messenger RNA, 1419 nt
Organism: Harmonia axyridis
Lineage: Eukaryota; Metazoa; Arthropoda; Insecta; Coleoptera; Coccinellidae
Gene: Nasp
Product: protein HGV2
Exons: 5
Coding region: 209-1339 (376 amino acids)
Biological process (GO): DNA replication-dependent chromatin assembly; CENP-A containing chromatin assembly
Cellular component (GO): nucleoplasm
Molecular function (GO): histone binding
Source: RefSeq, a predicted model, not a curated record
UGCAAUAACGGUACAUUAGCGCGAACGUAAAAUCUUGAAUCUCCUGUUUUUUUUAUUUGCUUUUCAUCCCAACUGUUGCAUUUCAUUCAUAAAAAGUGCAUUGUGAUUUUCUUCUUUAGUUUCUUAUUUUUUUAUUAAUAUUCAAUUAUAUUUUUAUUCAUCUCUAUUCGAAUAGUAUAAAAUUUGAGGAUAAGGAAUCAUUUCUAAGAUGGCUGACGUAAACAUUGAUCUCGACACCAAAGACAGCAAGCAACUUUUUAAUCAAGGGGUAAAAGCCUACGUUCUUAAGGACUACAAAAAUGCAGUUGAUGCUUUAGGCAAGGCAACAGAAAUCAUGGUGGCUGAACUUGGGGACGACUUGCACGAUUCUCUUGGCGAAACCUACCUGUACUAUGGAAAGGCCUUAUUGGAAGUAUACAGACAGGAAUCUGAUCCUAUUGGGAAUUUACCUAAAACGAUUGAUACCUCCACCACCGAAGAACAAGAACCAGAAGAAGAUGAAGAAGCAGAGAAUCAGGAAAACGAGGAAAUGGACGAAUCUAAAGAUAAUGAUGGUGAGGAAGCAGCAAACGGAGACGAUACCAAAGAAAAUGCCGACGGCGAGGAAGAGAUGGAGGAAGAGGAGGAAGAUUGCCUGAAAGUUGAUGAAGCCAAUAAAAGUGGUGCUGGCGCUGCAAAUGAAAGUUUUUUGGAAUUAGACCCUAAGGAACCAGAGGAAGAUGAAGAACCAUCAGAUUUACAAGUAGCCUGGGAAGUUCUGGAACUUGCGAAGAAAAUUUUCACCAAGAGAACAGGCGAUGAAGCCAAAAAAUCUUUGGCUGAUACCUUAUCAGCAUUGGGAGAGAUUUCUUUAGAAAGUGAAAAUUUCCUAGCAGCCAUAAAUGAUUUCAAAACUGCCGUGGAAAUACAAGUACUAAUUUAUCCAAAAGGUUCUAGAAAAUUAGCAGAAACCUAUUACAAUUUGGCAAUGUCUUAUUCGAGUCAUAGUGUGUACCGAGAAGCCAUCACUAACUUCAAGAAAUCUAUUGAACAUUUGGAGAAACGCAUAUGGUACCUAGAGGAUAAAAACAUAGAACGUGAGGAAAUUCAAGAAAUACAGAAAUUAAUUCCUGAAAUAUAUGAAAAAAUAAGGGACUUACAAGCAUUCACUGAUGAGACAUUAAAGAAAUUGGAAGAAUUAACAAAGCAACCAGAAUUGGCUAGUAAAAUCUUAGACAGUGCCAGUAGUAGUAGUAGUACUUCACAAAAAGCUACUGACAUCACUCACUUGGUGAAACGAAAGAGAAAACCUGAAGAGAACGACGAAGAAUCUAAUCCAUCUAAGAAAUGUCCCCAGUAAUACACGCUCUGAUUUUAUUUAUUCUAAUUUUGUUUUAUUGUUUUUUUCUUAAUUUCGAUAUAAAUAGAUAUUUUUACUGA